AUGAUUGAUUUUUUUUGUGUUGCCAGCAGAAAAGGUUUAAAACAGAAAGGACAAGGAGGGAACAACACAGGACUGGGCGCCCACCAUCGUUACUCCUCUUUGCUGCUGGUGUUGCUUUUGCCGAGUGUUGGGGAUUUGUUCUUCCGCGGCAUGGCCUCCAAGGGGUGCUUCAUAGCGGUCCUGAUAGCACGCACGCAUGACCAUGUGCCUUUAUGUAGUUACACGGACGAGAACUAUGCCAACUCCAACGAGAUAAGACAACAGGAGCAGCGUGUUCUAGAGCGGAUGGAGUCCCCUGCAGCAGCAACAGACCGAACUAGCGCAAAGGGAAGUUACUACCAAAGCUUUGACCAUCGGGAUUGUAUCUACUUUGCAUUUCAGGACGCCGCAACGGAUUUGACGAUCAUCACGGUAGUCAACAAGUUACUUCUGCGCAACUCGGGAGAUGUUGGGGCAAUGAAUCGUCUUGCGUGCGGUUUAUUAGAUCUUGUCUUUUCUGAGUUUUUGCAGUCGUACACGGUGAGUGAGAUUGCAGCCACCAAUGUUCGUCCGUUUCAGUUUAUUAAGUUUGACGCGACCCUUCAAAAGUUGAUCCGCCAAGUACAGCAGGAUAGGCAGGGCAACAACGUUGUGAUCGGUGGGCCGGGCGCCGCCUCGCAGGGCUCCGGGCAGCGUCGUCAGGUGAACCCCCACUACGACGCACUGCGGCAGGAGCUCACGGAUGUGCAUUUUGUGAUGCGAAAGAAUCUUGAGGAUCUGAUGACGCGUGGGGAGAAGUUAGAGACGAUGAACCAAUUCAGCGCCCAGCUGGUGGAUCAGAGCUCGCGCUUCUACAAGAAGACAGUUCACAUGAAUCGGAUGCGGCUGCUACGUCUGUACGGCCCUCCCGCCGUGGUGAGUCUCAUUCUUAUCAUAUUCUUUUAUUUUUACCUGUUCUAG
Messenger RNA from Trypanosoma cruzi, 939 nucleotides. Its product is annotated as synaptobrevin-type transport protein, putative. The transcript has a single exon. The record is from RefSeq and is a predicted model, not a curated record. NCBI's taxonomy places the organism in Eukaryota, Euglenozoa, Kinetoplastea, Trypanosomatida, Trypanosomatidae. Bases 1 to 939 code for a protein of 312 amino acids. Gene Ontology annotation, biological process: retrograde vesicle-mediated transport, Golgi to endoplasmic reticulum; vesicle fusion with Golgi apparatus; endoplasmic reticulum to Golgi vesicle-mediated transport. Gene Ontology annotation, cellular component: SNARE complex; ER to Golgi transport vesicle membrane; Golgi membrane. Gene Ontology annotation, molecular function: SNAP receptor activity.